AUAUCGACCAAGCCGUUCCUAUUCCAUGUAUUCCGCAGGAAAACGUCCUACUGAAUUAAUGUGUCACCACAUGUGUGGCUUGUCGUAGUAUAGCAGGAUACUGUUUUCACCAGACUCCAACCAAUGGCCGAUUUGUCCUCGCUACUGUUGUUUGUUAAAUGACCGCCAAAGCCUUAGACAAGCAUAUCUAGCUUUGUCUGUCCCUCAACGUACACGCCUCCCCGUGGCUGGGUGACUAAUAUCACGACAUUGAGGCAGUAACCCGGCUGCCGCGGAGCUCAGAUACGUCGUCAAAAUGAGAGGUGUGUGUAUUUGAAAACUCGAAAUAGUUCCAGGUAGUGUCAUAAGGCUGAAGAGGAGUUUGGUGGGCUCACAUUUUUUGAAUGAAAUAGCGGGCUGUUUGGUUACUGUCCAAAACACCUAGAGAGGAAGGAGACUGUACAAUCAAUGGUUUACCGUCUCUAGGUAAUGUGAUGGCGUCACCGGACGAAAUGAGUCAUCCUCAACGGGGACAGAACCGACUACAUAAAUGGGCUUUGUGGCGGAUGUCUGUCAACCAGGAGCUGAUACAUGGCUUGGAGGAAGCGAGUCCAAACACUGAGCGACAGGCAUGCAACUCUUUCAUGGACACCCAAAGCAUCACCCAGCGUUACAUACAAAACCCUGACAUGCAAAGGGAACAGACAUACCAUAUUAGACACACAUACGGCAUGCCCCCAUCACCUAAAUACCCCAUGGGAGACACGCUGUACUUUUUGUAUGGGUUACCAAGGGCUACUGCUUCGGCCUCGGUACCUGAGGUGAUAUCCUCCCAAUAUGCUUCCAUGCCAAACAUAGCUGACAUAACAUUACAUGACGACCCCACACAACCUGGAAGCGUCAAAAACAAGACUGAUUUCCCUCGACGUACUUCAGCGCCUGCACAACCUGUUUUGCUUGAUAGUCGUGAACCUGAACAACUGCAGCCCAAUAUCACAGCUCAAGCUCCACCACUAGGAAGGUACUCACCUCGCCCAAUGACUUUCUUGGAUAGGGUUAGUGAGUUGAACUCAAAACGAGGACAGCCGUCACCUGUUCACUUCCGGGACACGCCGGAAACAGACAACAGUCCAGAUCAUGUUAAUAAUAUCAACAAACCUGUUGUCGUUCCCCCGUCAGUUUUUCGGAGCGAAGUUAUGAGGCGAUCCAACAUCGAUCUGCCACUGAACAUAGAUGGUCAUGGAAGUGAUCUUUCAGUGCCAAAUGAUAUGAUGUACGGUGCUGCUGAUGAUGAUGGUUUUGAGGACCCACGCAUUGCUAGAUUCAAUCCCGGUCGACAGAAGUACACAUGGAGCGUGAUAAGUGGGGACGGAAGUAUGUCUGAUAAACGGUACAGGUAUGUUGACGAGAGUCAUAUGAUGACACACCUCUGAAGACACACAAGGUUUGUAAAGGAAGAUUCCCUUAAUAUGUUGCCUUUCUCAGCAAUUUGAACAUCGAACGAUCCUGCCUGUUAGCUGUGUAAACUGCUCAACCAACAUAACGCGAGUUCACAGAAAUCCCACACUUCAUAUUGUCAUUUCAUUUGAAAAUCUAUCAUUAUUUCUAUAUUACGUUAACAUUACUGUGAUGUUGUCAGGGUGGCUCACACCUAGUAUUGACAGCUAGGGGUCACACUAAUAUCGCAUUAGCUUUUGUUAUGUUCAAUAUUUCUGUCUUUCAGCAUUAACAUGGACAUCAAUUUAGUUUACAAUAUUCAUAUAUGUGAAAUAUUCAAUAAAAAGUUUAUUUGUAAAUUUAUUAAGCAUUACAUGUAUUUGUUACCAUUACUUUCGACUGUUUUUACCAACCAAUACCUCUAUGUUUUAUACAUAGUGUCAUGGGACAGUAGAGAUUGUUGUAAGUUAUUUGUAGUGAUUGUCGGUGACAUAAAAUGGUUGAAGCGCUGGUAAAAUAUCGAGAGUUGUCGUGGUCAGAUUUCAGCGACUGACAUCGGAGUUACCGUCCCCUUUUACGACCUGACUUGUGUAAUAUCUUCUUGGUUUGUGGAUAUAUAUCUGGAAACAUCGAAUUCCUGCCGGCUUCCUCUAUUCUGGAUUCAAGUACCGAGUGAAACAGUGGAACAGUGAAAUAUUCUGGACUACCAUGAGGGCUUGACAUAGGGCUUGUAACUUAUUACUGCUGUCACAAACUUGGCCCAUUGUAUUGCCUUUUGUGAUUGUAAACCUUAAACUGUAUGUGUGAAAUAAUGUUUUAUUUAUUCAUUGAUCAUGUGUGGUCAUUUACUGAUUUUACAAUUUAGUCAUCAACGUCCUAAUUUCUGGUAUAGCCUUUGCGUUUCAAUAUCGAAAUCACCUCGUAACAAAUGACGAAAUACCUUUAGAUUUCAUCCGAAAUAGUCAAGUCUUGUUGCAGCAGACUUAUGUUAUUAAACUUACACUUAAACUUGUUUUAGCUGAGUUUGCUAAAUCAGUUGGUCAGUUCCAUUUGAAAGUAUCAAGUGUUUCUAUCCUUGUAUUCGAAUCAGCGAAUGGUUAAUAUUCCGUGCUCAGGAUCUCUAUAAGAAUAUGGCAAUCGAUGUUACGUUGCCUGUGCUCUGACCAUCGUAAACAUAGUUGCCAGCUCAUUGCCACACAUACUAGCGUAUGUGCAUUGCACAUGAAAUAAAGUCCAGCUGUCAACUCACGCCCCAGUAGCCUUUGCUGCCCUAACCGGAGCCAUGCCCGCUACUACACAUCAACAUUUGGGAGCUUGAAACAACAAUCUGGUAUUUGGAAGUGGAUGCUUUAAUAAAUAAGGAUAUCUGUAUUACU
Messenger RNA from Haliotis rufescens (red abalone), 2792 nucleotides. RefSeq lists its product as uncharacterized. Lineage: Eukaryota; Metazoa; Mollusca; Gastropoda; Lepetellida; Haliotidae. The record is from RefSeq and is a predicted model, not a curated record. The transcript has 2 exons. The coding region runs from base 474 to 1412 and encodes 312 amino acids.